Cydia splendana is the source of this 3236-nucleotide messenger RNA. Its product is annotated as PI-PLC X domain-containing protein 3. The transcript has 7 exons. The coding region runs from base 143 to 1153 and encodes 336 amino acids. The record is from RefSeq and is a predicted model, not a curated record. Gene Ontology annotation, biological process: lipid metabolic process. Lineage: Eukaryota; Metazoa; Arthropoda; Insecta; Lepidoptera; Tortricidae. Gene Ontology annotation, molecular function: phosphoric diester hydrolase activity.
GUUCAUUUUGUGUCGCGGCUCGGUGCGGGUUGUGUGUAUUGUACGUCGCGGCGGUGCACGAAAGUGGAAUACUAAAUAUACUGCCGAAUAACGGUUCAUAAAAGACCCGUGGGUAUUUUUAUAAGUUUUUUGUGACGUGAAAAUGAGGCUGGCUUCAUGUUUACUUGUCGCAGCAAUCGUAAUGGGCGAAACAAAGGACCUUAAAUUAGAAACAUGGAUGAGAGAUCUGCCAGAACAGCUAAAGGAUAUACCAUUUAUAUACCUUGCUAUACCAGGGAGUCAUGACUCCAUGACAUAUGGCAUCACUCGGUCGAGCGGGCUAGCCCCCGAUGCCGAGCCCAUCCUCCACAGACUGUACCCUUUGUUCCGAGGUACGAUCAUGCGCUGGACCAUUACGCAGAGCCUUGAUACGUGGCAACAACUUCUCAUUGGCAUUAGGUACCUUGACUUAAGAUUAGCGACCAAGCCUGGCACUGAAGAAUUCUUCUUUACUCACGGACUUUAUGCUGAGGAGAUAUCCAGUGCUUUGAGACAAGUCAAGGACUUUGUUGACACACACCCUGAGGAGGUAGUAAUUCUCGAUCUCCAGCAUUUCUACGGCUUCACCCCAACUGACCACCAGCGGCUGAUGCGGCUCCUGAUCAACCUGUACGGCCCCAAACUGGUCCCUAGACAUCUGGAUCUGCGCAGUGUCACUCUUAACUCGCUCAACAGAUUGAACCAGCAGGUAAUAGUGGUAUACCGCAACGAAUCAGUAUACACAACGACCGAAUUCUGGCAACCGCAGAUGCUUCCAUCACCAUGGCCGCAGCAGGACAAGGUCUCAGGCCUGCUGCGGUUCCUGGAGAACAUCCGGCGCCACCCCGGCACCGGCUUCGUGCACCAGGCCGUGCUCACGCCCACGCCCAGCUUCAUCGUGCUGCGGUGGACGUCAAAUCUUCGUGCAAAAUGCGCAGCGCCCGUAGUGAAGGAAGUCCUCCCCGCGCUCGCGGCGCUGUCCCCCGGGCCGCCGCGCCGCGCGGGCGGCGCGCCGCUCAACGUGGUCAUCGCGGACUUCGUGGACAUGGCUGACGCCGUCUUCCCCCGGACCAUCAUCAACCUCAACAACAAGCUCUUGCAGAAUAGGGACGUAGUCUACCAUAGCUAUGGGUGAGAUCUCAAAUAAGUCGCUUAACUUCAAACUCGGGUAAAUCCAUCUGUCAGAUUAUGCGAUUUUUGUAUUAUGAAAAGGUAAUUAGGUUACUUAGAUAUUUGCUGAGGGUCGAAUGAAUUUACCCGAGUUUGAAGUUAAGCGACACAAAUAAUGUACCUGGUUUUAGUUUUAAGGAUUACUUAAUAUUUUUAUAUGACAGUUUUCUGUGAUAUUUCAUAAAACAACUCAAUAAUAUAUAAGCAUAAUUAUUAACUAUAGGGAUUUAUAAUGACAUCAGAAUGUACAUACAUGCUUAUUCCUUUAGUAGAAAUAACUGCCGUUUGAAGGAAGGACAGAGGCACGGACGCUAUGGGCUACUUUAGACAUUUGUUUAGUUUUAUACGCUACAAGAAAUAUUACCUACUGAUAUUAAAGUAAAUAUUUUCUUCAUAAGCUGUUGGCAGUUUUCAGUAUUGGACCGCAAGCCACAAACAGAUUUCCAUGACCAAUCGCCUCUCGGGCGAUAACUCGUAUAUUGGUUAACGGCUAUAUAUGAUGAUCCCUCAUGGACGUCAGCUGGCACUCCGUUGGUGAGUUGAGGAAUGGCAGCCACCGAAACAUGUAAAAAAAUAAAAUAAAUUUUGUCAUCGCCUCCCGUUUGAUACUUUGUCAGAAGAUAGUUUAAUAUUAUUAUAAAAAAAACAGUUAUCCAGUUGUAUAGCGGUGGAAAGACCGUCAGCUACUUGCAUAAACAUGUAAAAAAUAAGUGCUGUACCUUUUUAUUAUAGUAAUAACUAAAUCAUGAAACUUUGCAUGUAGGAUUUCAUCGGGCAUUUCAAUAAACGCCUUACGGAUUUGUGGACAUAAAUGGUAGGCGCCAUGGUCUAAUAAAACAUGGUCUUCUCUUCCCAGAGUGACACAGGCCUACGUCACAAUAACAUUGCCACUUUAUUUCAACAUAACAUGUUACAUGGGUACAUUAUACCUAUGGUUAACACAUUCACUGCCCCCAACGCACAUAUGCGUUCAGCGUCAUAUAAGUUUGUUCCUAGGCCACGCCCCCUGGCAGUGAAUGCGUUAAUAAGUUAAAAUAUUUCUUUAUAAUUUUAUAAAUUCCAUUUUUGUGUAUUUUAUCUUAAAUUUUACAAUAACACGUCAUUUUUAAUUAUUCGUUAGCAGUAUCUUCCGAUUCACGAAAGAAAUUUCAGAUGUUCGGGUAAUUCUGUUUACACUACUGGCAACACAGGAUAGCGCUGUCACAUUUGACAAUUCGGAUCUAGAUAACUUCAUGCCCUGACCGUCAUCCUUGUCGAACGCGUGUUAAUUAUUAUUUCCUUCUCGCUCAGUGUCAGCAGUCGCAGUGUUUUCCAAACUUUUCACGUCGUAAGCUUGGUAAUUAAUGUGUAAUUGUGAAUUCGUUUUUCAAACGUUUGUCUUGUAUAGAUAAAUAAAGUUUAAUUUAAUACAUUAGAUUUGUUUUAUUUUACUAUGUUUCUACAUGAAUAACUUAAAAUUAAUGCCGUUAAAAUAAUUUUCACAGUUGGUUAAAAUUCUCCAACAUUUUAAAGUUUGAGAACCUGUAAACAGCAUGAUGACGUAGGCCUGUGUCAGUUAGGUCAUUCGCGAAUCUCGGAAGAGAGUACCAGGCGGAGUAUAUUAUUAUACCAUGGUAGGCGCGUAUUUUUUACAUGUUUAUGCAAGUAACUGACGGUCUUUCCACCACUAUACAACCGGCUGACUAUUUUUUUAAUUCAUGAUAGCAUCUAAACUAUCAUCUGACAAAAUAUCAAGCGGGAGGCGAUGACUGACGAUAUUUGCUCCUAGCCCGCGGUCUAUAUGAAGGGUCUCUCAGAAAAAAUAUUCAACUCGAUCCUACACUACCUCAAAGUCCUCAAAUCUUUUUGCCACGUUCUGCUAUGGUCGUAAAUUAUCGAUAACAAAUUCAAUUUGUUUAUUUAUAUAGGAAUUUAUGCUUUGGUAUAUUUUUUUUCUGAAGAAGACAUUUAAUUCAAAUACAAUUAUCAUCGUACAUAUCGAGAUUAUGAAUAACGCUGGCCUUAAUAUUGUAAUAAAUUUAUUUUGAAAUAAAAUACUAUAUUACGUA